This is a messenger RNA of Carlito syrichta (Philippine tarsier), 723 nucleotides long. Its product is annotated as keratin-associated protein 10-3-like. Gene Ontology annotation, cellular component: keratin filament. Bases 1 to 723 code for a protein of 240 amino acids. The record is from RefSeq and is a predicted model, not a curated record. NCBI's taxonomy places the organism in Eukaryota, Metazoa, Chordata, Mammalia, Primates, Tarsiidae. The transcript has a single exon.
AUGGCCGCGUCCACCAUGUCUGUCUGCUCCAGCACUUGCACUGACCCUUGGCAGGUAGACGACUGUCCAGAGAGCUGCUGUGAGCCAACCUGCUGUGCCCCCGGUUGCUGCACAACAGCUCCAUGCCUGAAGCUGGUCUGCACCCCAGUGAGCUGUGUAUCCAGCCCCUGCCAGUCAGGCUGUCCCAGCUACUGCACACCUUUGUGCUGCCAGCAGUCCAGCUGCCAGCUGGCUUUCCUCGCCUCCUCUUCCUGCCAGCAGCCCUGUUGCAUACCCAUCUGCUGCAAGCCCGUGUGCUGCAAACCUGUCUGCUGUGUGCCCGCCUGCUGUGUGCCCGCCUGUCCUGAGGCUGCCUCUUUGUGCUACCAGCAGUCCAGCUGCCAGCCUUCCUGCUGCACCUCCUCCCCCUGCCAGGAGUCCUGCUGCGUUGCCGUCUCCUGCAAACCCGUGUCCUGCAAACCCGCCUGCAGCAAGCCUGUGUGCUCCGGGUCUUCUUCGUCGUGCUGCCAGCAGUCUAGCUGCCAGCCAACUUGCUGCCCCUCUUCCUGCUGCAGACCCUCCUCCUGCAUGUCCCUCCUCUGUCGCCCUGUGUGCAGGCCUGCCUGCUGUGUGUCCAUUCCUUCCUGCUGUGCCCCUGCCUCCUCUUGUCAACCCAGCUGCUGCCGCCCGGCUUCCUGUGUGUCCCUCCUCUGCCGCCCUGUGUGUUCCCACCUGGCCUGCUGA